Molecule: messenger RNA, 3037 nt
Organism: Ipomoea triloba (trilobed morning glory)
Lineage: Eukaryota; Viridiplantae; Streptophyta; Magnoliopsida; Solanales; Convolvulaceae
Product: nitrate reductase [NADH]
Exons: 4
Coding region: 119-2857 (912 amino acids)
Biological process (GO): nitrate assimilation; nitric oxide biosynthetic process
Molecular function (GO): molybdopterin cofactor binding; molybdenum ion binding; heme binding
Source: RefSeq, a predicted model, not a curated record
CUCAACACACAAUUGAGAAUUCAUAUAGUUGAAGAGAAAUUCCGUUUUACUUCCUAUACUGAGAGGCCUAAAUUAAAAGUCUCUCUUUCUCCUCCAUUUUCCUCACCUCACCAUUUCCAUGGCGGCCUCCGUCGAAAACCGGCAGUUUAGCCACCUUGAACCGGGUUUAACCAAUGUCGUCCGCUUCAAGCCACGCUCCGACUCCCCGAUCCGAGGUUUCAAUAAUUUCCCCCUCAAUUCCGAGCUCAAGUUUCCGAAAAUCCCUAAUGGUAACAAAAACGUUUCUGUCGACGAUUAUUCCUCCGACGAGGACGAUGAUGACGAUAACUUCUCCGAGUAUGCGGUGGCGAUCCGGAAAGGGAAGGCGGAGCUGGAGCCGUCGAUUCACGACUCCAGAGACGAGAACACUUCGGACCAUUGGAUCGUGCGGAACCCGUCGUUGAUCCGGCUCACGGGAAAACACCCCUUCAACUCGGAGCCGCCGCUGGCUCGGCUCAUGCACCACGGCUUCAUCACGCCGGUCCCGCUCCACUACGUGCGGAAUCACGGCGCGGUUCCCGCGGGCGCGUGGAACGACUGGAGCGUGGAGGUCACGGGCCUCGUGAAACGCCCCACGAAGUUCACAAUGGAACAGUUAGUUACGGAAUUCGCGUACCGCGAGUUCCCCGCCACGCUCGUCUGCGCGGGAAACCGCCGCAAGGAGCAGAACAUGGUGAAGAAAUCCAUCGGCUUCAACUGGGGCGCCGCCGCCAUCUCCACCUCCGUGUGGCGCGGCGUCCCGCUCGCUGCCCUCCUGAAACGCUGCGGCAUCUUCAGCCGCAAAAACGGCGGCCUCAAUGUGUGCUUCGAAGGCGCCGAGGACUUGUCCGGCGGCGGCGGCUCGAAAUACGGCACCAGCGUUAGCCGGGAAGUGGCCAUGGAUCCGUCCAGAGACAUAAUCCUGGCGUACAUGCAGAACGGAGAGAAACUCACGCCGGACCACGGCUUUCCGGUCAGGAUGAUCAUUCCCGGCUUCAUCGGCGGCAGAAUGGUGAAGUGGCUCAAGAGAAUUAUAGUCACCACAAAAGAAUCGGAAAAUUACUAUCACUUCAAGGACAAUAGGGUCCUUCCUUCUCACGUCGACGCCGAACUUGCAAACUCAGAAGCGUGGUGGUACAAACCAGAAUACAUAAUCAACGAGCUCAACAUCAACUCCGUCAUUACGACGCCGUGUCACGAAGAGAUCUUGCCCAUCAACGCUUGGACCACCCAACGUCCUUACAUGUUGAGAGGCUACGCUUAUUCUGGUGGAGGAAAGAAAGUGACACGAGUGGAGGUGACGAUGGACGGAGGCGAGACGUGGCUCGUCUGCGACCUCGACCAUCAAGAGAAGCCCAACAAGUAUGGGAAGUAUUGGUGCUGGUGUUUCUGGUCACUCGAGGUUGAGGUUCUUGACUUGUUGAGUGCUAAGGAAAUUGCGGUUCGAGCUUGGGACGAGACUCUUAAUACCCAACCAGAAAAACUCAUUUGGAACGUCAUGGGAAUGAUGAACAAUUGUUGGUUCCGAGUGAAGACCAACGUUUGCAAACCACACAAAGGAGAGAUCGGGAUAGUGUUCGAGCACCCGACCCAACCCGGAGCCCAAUCCGGCGGGUGGAUGGCCAAGGAAAGGCACCUAGAGAUUUCCUCGGACGCGACACCCACACUUAAGAAAAGUGUGUCGUCGCCCUUCAUGAACACGGCGUCUAAGAUGUUCUCAAUGUCGGAGGUGAAGAAGCACAACACCGCCGACUCGGCUUGGAUCAUCGUCCACGGCCACGUGUACGACUGCACGCGCUUCCUCAACGACCACCCGGGCGGCACGGACAGCAUCCUCAUCAACGCGGGCACGGACUGCACGGAGGAAUUCGACGCCAUCCACUCCGACAAGGCCAAGAAGCUUCUAGAGGAUUACCGGAUCGGCGAGCUGAUCACCACGGGGUACACGUCGGACUCCUCCGCGUCCUCCCCCAACAACUCCGUCCACGGCCCGGGCCACCUCGCCCCCAUCAAGGAAAUCGCCGCCCCCAACGCGCCCCAGCGGAGCGUGGCGCUAAUCCCGCGCGAGAAAAUCCCGUGCAAACUCGUCGACAAGAUAUCCAUCUCCCACGACGUUCGCCUCUUCCGCUUCGCCCUCCCGCAGGACGACCAAGUCCUAGGUCUGCCGGUCGGCAAACACAUCUUCCUCUGCGCCGCCAUUGACGAUAAGCUCUGCAUGCGAGCCUACACCCCGACCAGCCACGUCGACCAGGUCGGCCACUUCGAUUUAGUCGUGAAAGUUUACUUCAAAAACGUCCACCCAAAAUUCCCCAACGGCGGCCUAAUGUCCCAAUACCUCGACUCCCUCGAACUGGGGUCCACCCUAGACGUGAAGGGCCCACUCGGCCAUAUUGAAUACCAAGGCCGCGGCAAAUUCCUCGUCCACGGAAAACCCAAACACGCCAAAAAACUCGCCAUGCUGGCCGGCGGGACGGGAAUUACGCCGAUCUACCAAGUCAUGCAGGCGAUCUUGAAGGACCCGGAGGACGACACGGAGAUGUUUGUAGUGUACGCGAAUCGGACGGAGGAGGAUAUUCUGCUACGCGCCGAGCUGGACGCGUGGGCGGAGAAAUAUCCCGACCGGGUUAAGGUUUGGUACGUGGUUCAAGAAUCCAUUGAGGAAGGCUGGAAAUAUAGUACGGGUUUCAUCACCGAGGCCGUGCUGAAAGACCAUAUUCCGGCGGGGUCUAAGACCACGCUCGCGUUGGCGUGUGGGCCGCCGCCGAUGAUUCAGUUCGCCGUUAAUCCCAACUUGGAGAAGAUGGGGUAUGACAUCAAGGAUUCUUUGCUGGUGUUCUAGAUGCAUGGAGGCAAAAUAAAGCAAUCAUAGUUGCAUGCAUGGCCGAAAAUGGCGAUAGAAUAAAGUUAUUUUUUUGUUUUUGUUUUUGUUUUUGUACAUAUAUUGUACCAUUUGUACGCUGUGACAACUUGUAUUAUUAGUAUGUAGUAACUUCUUUUCUUUAUUUUUUUAUUUUGUCAA